This is a messenger RNA of Prunus mume (Japanese apricot), 2145 nucleotides long. The record is from RefSeq and is a predicted model, not a curated record. Lineage: Eukaryota; Viridiplantae; Streptophyta; Magnoliopsida; Rosales; Rosaceae.
ACCAAUAUUAGAGGACCGGCGGAUUGGAGAAGAGCCCAUUAAAGGAGUCGGUCGGGAGAAGGUACCGCUUAACCUCAAUUCUCAAAUUGGGAGUCUAGGUGAAUUCUAACAUCAUUCUCAGAUUCGGUUAUAUGUGCUUGCCUCGAUUGUUUUGUGUGUUUAUUAAAGAAUAUGGAUCAAUUGAUGGUGGAAAGUUGCGGAUCUGCCACCGUAGAAGACGCAGCAGCUUGCGCUCCUCCCCAUCCUCCUCCUCCUCCUCCGCCGACUGCUCACCGGAGGCCAAGAGUGAGGGAGGUGAGCUCUAGGUUCAUGUCUCCUGCGGUUUCCACUGGUGAUCUCCCUCAUCCCCUGCCUACUAAAUCGCCCCUCCCGAAACAUCAUCAACAUGGCAUCUCAACUCCAAGCUCGACGCUUGCGGAAAUUCAGUCGAGGCAGCGCUCUUCCUCGGUGAAUAGGCGGCGGAGGCACUUGGACUUGGAGCCCUUCCGCUGCUCCGACGAGAACAGACCCACCGGCUUCUCCUCCAUUCACACUCCGAGUCAGAGUUGGGAAAUCCCUCUCCCACCGGAACAGAUGCUUAAUUAUACUGGGAGGAAACAGCGUCCUGUGAAGCCAUUCAAAGAAAACGGAGGCGGCAGAGUCCAACAGCAACAGCAGAAGCAGCAUCUUACAAAAACCUGCACCGGGAAAGGCAGCAAUGCUUUUACCACACCCUCAAGACCUGAUACACCCAUGGUGACUGCUAGUCUAGAUAGGACGUCUAGAUUCAGACUCAUUCAGCAACGGUCUACCAACAUCACACCCACAGCAGCCGCUAAGCUCUUGCAGUCUAGCGGGAUGUCUUUACCUGCUCCACCUACCAAUCUAGUUACUGAGACUGAGGCAAACACCCAAGACGCCACUUCUGCUCCCCAACUUGAUCCUUCUUCACCAAGUUCACUUCCCGAUGUCAAUAAUCAGAGUCAAAUGCCAGUUGCCGAUUUGUUGCCAUCCGUUUCUAGUAGACAGCUCGUUGACAAAAGUAGCAGCAGCAGGGGUAAUGCAACUGUCACUGUCAGUGACGAUUUUUUUAAAUGUUCUGCUUCCCCUUGCUCCCGUUCUCUGAAAUUGCCAUUAUCAAGUUCCGACAUCUUAUCCUUCCAGCCAAACAAAGGGAGUGAAAGAUUAACAUCUGUGCUGUCCAAGCCAUAUACAAACACAGGGAAGAUGGGUGGCUUAUGUCUUCCCCCUGUCCCACCAUCUACAAGUGCAAAGCUGAGCUCAGAUACAAGGAGAGGAAAGAAAGUUUCUGGACACCUAGAAGACGUGCACUCCUUGAGAGUGCUUCAUAACCGCUAUCUGCAGUGGAGAUAUACCAAUGCAAGAGCAGAGGCUUCCAUGCGAGCACAGCAGAGAGAAACUGAGAGAACACUUUAUUCUCUUGCGGUCAAGAUAGCAGAACUAUAUGAUUCUGUCAAGAGGAAACGGACAGAACUCGGCAUUUUGCAAAGAACAGAGACUUUAUCAGCAAUUCUUGAUGCUCAAAUUCCGUAUUUGGACCAGUGGUUUGCUCUUCAAGGGGAUCAUUCAAGUUCUCUGGCAGAAGCAACACAAGCUUUGUCAAAUGCCUCAUUUCAACUUCCAAUCAGUGGCAAUGUUAGGGUCGAUCUACAAGAGGUAAAAGAGGCACUGAACUCAGCAGUGGAAGUGAUGGAGAUCAUAGAUCUCCAAGUUCAGCAAUCUACAGCAAAGGCAGAAGAAACAGAAAAUUUGAUUUCAGAACUAGCCAGAGUGACUGGUGGAGAAAGAGCUCUUAUUGAAGAAUGUGGAAAUAUGUUGUCCAAGACAUAUACAACGCAGGUGAAAGAGUGGAGCUUAAGGGGCCAGAUAAUCCAGUUGAAACGUUGCUGUUCUUGAAAAGCAUUUCUUCAACGAAGACUGAGCAAUGAAAUGCUUAUUGUGUUGAGAAUGUCUUCUUUAUUUCUUUGCUGCGAAGUGCAAACUUAUUUGUUACGAUUUGAGGCCCUACCCUCCAUCUCUCUCUCUCUCACGCGUUAUAUACAACCCAUUCUUCACAGAGAAUCCAUUUUUAACAGGGAUCGCAGGUUGUACAAUACAAUUUGAUGAUCCGAAUUGUUCAGGAAUUCAAGAAUUAUAUUUACAAAA